Talaromyces proteolyticus is the source of this 4433-nucleotide messenger RNA. Its product is annotated as putative RNA-directed RNA polymerase. Bases 351 to 4364 code for a protein of 1337 amino acids. Gene Ontology annotation, cellular component: nuclear RNA-directed RNA polymerase complex. Gene Ontology annotation, biological process: siRNA processing. The transcript has a single exon. The record is from RefSeq and is a predicted model, not a curated record. Lineage: Eukaryota; Fungi; Ascomycota; Eurotiomycetes; Eurotiales; Trichocomaceae. Gene Ontology annotation, molecular function: RNA-directed RNA polymerase activity.
CACAAGCCAACCCCCUCACUGUGUCGCUAUUCAUCUUUCUCUUCUUUUGUUCUUAUUUCAAAAUGAGGGGCCAAUCUGAAAGCACUCAAAGACAUCAAUUGGAUGACAAUUCGAUGCCAAUGCAGCCCCAGUGAUAUGCUCUUUUCUUUUUGUAUGUUACCCCUCUUCGCUUGAUAUUUCCAUAGUUGUAAAUGGCUGCAGAUUCAGCCUUGUUCGCCGGCAGCCCUCGGCACAGGACAUUCACAUCUGAGCAUUCUCAGCGUGCUAUAUAACCUCUAGCUGCAUCAAUUGAUAUUGCAGAGUUGAAAAAAACUUCUCACAUGUCGAGCUGAUUGAGAGAAGCUUCUACCAUGUCAGCCGUUCCAAUGCCUAGGCCUCGAAGCUCGCCUGCUCCGGUAACCCCACAGAGUAGUGCUGGCAAAGUUUUGGAAAAGGAGAUAGAGAGCCUCAAUAAUGACUUUGAGCUUCGUAUUCCAAAUCCAAAAUUCCGUUCUCCAGGUUCGCAAUCGCGGGGCAAUAGGUCGAUAGAGGAACAAUGUCACAUUUGGCUAAAGGAACUGUUUUGGAAAGAUCGUACAGCAUUUGAUCGCAGUCUUUCAGACUUCAGAGAGCAAAUUAAUACCAAUAUCAAAGAUGCUAGAGACAAUCACUGGGUACAUAAGCCAAACCAGGAUUCUAGUACCAUACCGUCCCGUGAUAACUUCCUACGAACGGAUGACUACCGGAGAGUAUCCGAUAGUGAUCGCCAGCACAGAGUGGAAGUGCUCUGGAAUACUCUCCGCUCGGAACUAUGGAUUCUCAGAGACGGGGUCGAUCCUUCGCAAGAUUCUCAAGCUCUAUGUCGUCCUCGAAACCUUGCCAAUGGGCCUUCCAGGCCCAGUGACAGCAGCAACCAGCAUCCUACGGAGGUACCUACGCCUCAACCUAAGAGAAAAUCUGAUCAUGACGAAGAGGUAUUUCACACGGCUCCUAACUCCCCAACUCUGCCUACUGAAAGUGAGUAUCGGUCUUUGGGAAACCUAGACGAAUAUAAAGACCCUAAUUGGGACGAACCUUAUAUAAAUUCACAUAUCAUGGAAGCAACUGACGGUUUGAAUAUGGUCGACCAGAGGACUAUGAAGUCGAAAAAAAGACAAUCUAAAAUUACCGAUCAUAUGCUGAUCACCAAAUUGAGUCGAACUACAGAGAGCAAGCAACCAACAAUUGACUUUCAGAAGAUCUCGACUUCUCAAACUGGCAAUACGUUCACACACAACACUAGUUUUGCAACUACAGUGGACUCCAUUUUCGAGCCUCCGAAUCAACGCGAUCCAGAAACCUCCUUUGCAACUGAUAUCACCGACCAGCUGGAUGAAGCCCUCACAGAGACCGAUUCUGUGGAGGGAGUUAUGCAGAGCGCAGAGUUCUCGACAAUGUUAAAAUCCAUCGAAGAACAAAACCCGGCAUCUUUAGGAACUGAGAACGAGCAAGUCGAUAUCAAACAGAACAUUCUGAAUAAACUUCUCCAACACGGUCCAUUCUCGAAAAAGAAAACUUUCUCAGCUAAAGUUCCUUUAAGAGCUAAAUACGAGCUAGAGCGAGUCAGAAUAGAGUGGAAUGUCGAUCCCAUGCAAAUUCUCGCAGGAGAUAAACCACAUGAGCAAUAUGCUGGUUUCUGGAAUUGGCUGGGUGACCUUGGUCAACGCUUGAGUAAGAAACUCCCGGAGAAACCAUCUCAGCGGGCGUGGAAUUCUGCCAUUGAUAGAUUUCAAGGCGAUCGACAUUCGGAAGUGGUAGUCAUGACUGGUGCUCUUGACUGGUGCACCAAGGGAGAGCCUGGUAUAUUCAAAAUCAGGCUCAACCCAUUGAAGAUGGAACGCACAUGUCGCUUCCAUCGUCGCUUUGGAUCUGAUAGGUUUUUGAGCAUAACAAUUCCUGCACCGUCACAGUCCUCAAGGCACUUACCCGACAGUCAAUCAUUCUUUUGUGACACAAUCACAAAAUGGCUCAGCCACUACGAUCAUUUUCUCCUUGGUAGAGUAUGGCGGGCGUUUUUCAUUGAUGACUAUAAGAAUAAAAACAAGUCUAAAAACGGCGAGCCUAGAUUUCGGGUGGACUUUUUUGCCGUUGACGGCACAGAUUUUAGAAAACUCCCUUCUCCCACCCUUUCUCCAUCCGGUGAAAACAGUCACUCACAUACACCAAUGACGAUAGAACAACUUGUUGACUGGCAUAUUCCGCGUUCACAUAACCAACAUCAAACUGACUGCAAAUUGUUCAACCGGAUCAGCCUUGGGCUUUCCAAGACAUGGGCGACAUCUGUUCUCCGCCCAGAUCAGAUUAGGAAGCUUCAUGAUACUCCUGGCCAGCCUGUUAUGAAUGAUGGAUGUGCUUUAAUGUCCCGGCCACUGGCUCGGGCCAUAUGUGUAGAGCUAGGUAUAGAUGGGAACACACCGAGCUGUUUCCAAGGCCGUAUCGCUGGUGCCAAGGGCCUCUGGAUGGUUGAUAGCGACCAGACUGGUGACUCCUCCUGGAUUCAGAUUUCCGACUCACAGUUGAAAAUCAAACCUCAUCCUAACGAUUUUUUCGGGUUUGUGGAUGAUGAAAAGGUGACAUUCGAGGUUACGGGUUGGGCCAAGCCUCUACGAUCAUCAGAGCUCAAUGCGCAGUUAUUAGAAGUGCUAAACCACCGUGGGUUGCCGAGGAAUCGUAUUUCAGAAUUGGCAAGAAAUGCAAUCAGCGAUCUCUACAUGGAAUUCAAAACUGUUGUAGAGAAAGACAGCAUUCCUCUGGCGAGAGCUUUAAUACAGAAGAUUCGCCCAAUACCGGAAGACGGGUUCUCACGGAACGGCAUUAGAAGGAUUGACGAAUGGAUCAUCCAGAAUACUGAAACUGUUAUUCGACUGCUGGAAGCUGGGUUUUCUCCUCGAAAUUUCAUUCCAUUAAGAAACCGCCUGAGGAUAUGUCUGUCAGAUACGUUGAAUCGAUAUGUAAAUGAGUGUCACAUCCCUGUCCCCUUGUCAACGUACGCAUAUUGCCUCGCCGAUCCAUAUGGCGUCUUGGAGGAAGAUGAAAUUCAUUUUGGUUUUUCCAGUCAGUGGAAGGAUUGUCCCGAUUUUGAAGAUGCCAUGGUAGACGGCGUUGAUGUGCUAGUUGGACGGACCCCAGCACAUUGCCCUUGGGAUAUUCAAAGACGAGAAGCAGUCUGGAAACACCAGCUUCGUCACUUCAAGGAUGUUAUCGUCUUCCCUACCAAAGGAGAUACUCCCCUAGCUAGUUUGUUAUCCGGUGGUGAUUACGAUGGCGAUCGUCCAUGGAUCUGCUGGGAUCAGGGCAUAGUACAAAGUUUCAUGAAUACAACGCCGCCGCCUGAAACGCCGAAACGUGAGACUUUUGGUCUCAUAUCACACGCGCGCUCCAUGGCUGACAUCAACUCGAUAGAAGAUUUUCUCGAAGGCACUUUCCGGUUUAAUCUAACCAUGUCAAAUCUUGGGCGGUGCACUGUAGAGCACGACAAGCUUGUAUAUGAGGAACCAGAAGGAAUCAACUCCCCGAAGGCUCUCGAGCUUGCGGUCCUUCUCAGCUAUCUUGUUGAUAGCAAAAAGGCAGGCCUUCAGCUCACAGAUGAAGCAUGGAAACAAUACCGAAAGAAAAUCAGUCCGCGGGAAAGGAGAACGCCGGCUUAUAAGGAUGCCGACGCAAAAACGGGCAAACCAGGAAACAUCAACGAUUUUGUACGAUUUGAAGUUGCUUAUCAUGAAAGAGAAAGAGUUUUGACAGAGUUCAACGCGCUCUGCCAAUCUGUAGGAGAGGAAAUGCGUGACGAGGAUCUUGUUCGUCCAUGGAAGACAGUGUUGACAAGAGCCGAGCGAGAAAAAAACGAAGAGGCGAAUCCCACCUUAUACACGGCUCUGAAAUUCUUAGAGACGCAGAUCAGCAAGGCCAAUCACAAUUGGGCUGCAGGGUGUAGUCUCGAUAUGUCUAUAUCAGACAAGGUUCAACUUGCAGCGCGUCAGCUCAGUUGGAUCCGGCCUCCAGAUAUCACACAUCCAUUAGGGCAUACAUGGCACAAUAGCGAGUAUGAAUGGCGAACGCUAUUGGCCUCGGGUGCAUAUCGCUUAUAUUGGCGCUCAAAGUUCCCAUUAUAUGCAGCAGGGGAAACACUAUGCUGGAUAAAGACUGGAAAGGAGCCGGCGCGCCUCGUUCGAGACAACGUCUACGUCAGCAUGAAAGUCAACAGCAAAGCGGCACGCCGACUAGCUGAUGCGGAGAUUGAUGAUGCGAGCGACGUCGAGCUGGAUAACGAAGACUCGGAAUUUGAUCAGGAAUCUGUCAUUGAUGCCCUCCUUUCUCUAGACAAUGACAGCCGACUAGGGUUGCGGUAAACCAUAUGACUUUUCACAAUGCCAAACUACCAUCUCAUCACCACGGAAGUAUUCCACCUUCGAUGACUG